GAUAGAGAGACAAAGAGGAAAAGAGAGCGAGGUAGAAAACGGAUACUGCCUAUGCCUACUCCAUCCCUCUUUCAGCACCAAGGACAGAACCUCUGAGCGGCUGACCCAAGCAACGCUCAGUUUAGGGUCCCUCCCAAAUCCUCUAAAGAAAACGGAUACAUUCGAAAGCAGCUAUGAAACAUGCACUAAGGUCUAAUAGGGAAGCUGGAAAAGCAGCACUCAAGUAAUUUCACCUUAGAGGCAAAAAUGGGUGAUUUCUUUCUGUUCAUUUCAUAGUUUCUGAGUCCUGAGAAAGGCAAAGUUUGCUUUGCUUGGGUAUGUCUGCUGUCAGUAAAUGGCUGCAGGAGCCGAAGUGGUAAACUCCUCGGUCUCCAGAAAUCAGAAGAAAAUUUUAGGGAAGCCCCUUGGCAUCACGCACCUCCCUCUGGGCUAUGGCAUCUCUGAGCCAGCUGAGUGGCCACCUGAACUACACCUGUGGGGCAGAGAACUCCACAGGUGCCAGCCAGGCCCGCCCACAUGCCUACUAUGCCCUCUCCUACUGCGCGCUCAUCCUGGCCAUCGUCUUCGGCAAUGGCCUGGUGUGCAUGGCUGUGCUGAAGGAGCGGGCCCUGCAGACUACCACCAACUACUUAGUAGUGAGCCUGGCUGUGGCAGACUUGCUGGUGGCCACCUUGGUGAUGCCCUGGGUGGUAUACCUGGAGGUGACAGGUGGAGUCUGGAAUUUCAGCCGCAUUUGCUGUGAUGUUUUUGUCACCCUGGAUGUCAUGAUGUGUACAGCCAGCAUCCUUAAUCUCUGUGCCAUCAGCAUAGACAGGUACACUGCAGUGGUCAUGCCCGUUCACUACCAGCAUGGCACGGGACAGAGCUCCUGUCGGCGCGUGGCCCUCAUGAUCACGGCCGUCUGGGUACUGGCCUUUGCUGUGUCCUGCCCUCUUCUGUUUGGCUUUAAUACCACAGGGGACCCCACUGUCUGCUCCAUCUCCAACCCUGAUUUUGUCAUCUACUCUUCAGUGGUGUCCUUCUACCUGCCCUUUGGAGUGACUGUCCUUGUCUAUGCCAGAAUCUAUGUGGUGCUGAAACAAAGGAGACGGAAAAGGAUCCUCACUCGACAGAACAGUCAGUGCAACAGUGUCAGGCCUGGCUUCCCCCAGCAAACCCUCUCUCCUGACCCGGCACAUCUGGAGCUGAAGCGUUACUACAGCAUCUGCCAGGACACUGCCUUGGGUGGACCAGGCUUCCAAGAAAGAGGAGGAGAGUUGAAAAGAGAGGAGAAGACUCGGAAUUCCCUGAGUCCCACCAUAGCGCCCAAGCUCAGCUUAGAAGUUCGAAAACUCAGCAAUGGCAGAUUAUCGACAUCUUUGAAGCUGGGGCCCCUGCAACCUCGGGGAGUGCCACUUCGGGAGAAGAAGGCAACCCAAAUGGUGGCCAUUGUGCUUGGGGCCUUCAUUGUCUGCUGGCUGCCCUUCUUCUUGACCCAUGUUCUCAAUACCCACUGCCAGACAUGCCACGUGUCCCCAGAGCUUUACAGUGCCACGACAUGGCUGGGCUACGUGAAUAGCGCCCUCAACCCUGUGAUCUAUACCACCUUCAAUAUCGAGUUCCGGAAAGCCUUCCUCAAGAUCCUGUCUUGCUGAGGGAGCAGAAGAGGGAACACUCUUUGUACCCAUUUCUAGCUGCCAGGCUGUUGGCCCACUCAGAAAGACUGUGCAGUGUCCUCCGGCAUGCAGUAGGAAGAAGAUUCCUGGAGCCAGGAUGUCCCUGCUUGUCAGGUAUAACCAGAUGUGUCCUCCAAAACAGAAUAUUCUACCUCCCCAGCUAAAAUCUGACUUCAUUCUGACAAUCUUCAAAUGACUGGGGAGCUUCCAAGUGAUAAGCAAUAAUUCAGAAAGAAGCUGAUAAAACAUGACUCACACAAAAUUGUCAUCAGAGGCAUGAUUCAUUACACUGAAGGAAAAUGAACAGAUCUCAUCAUUCUCAACUUGCAGGGGUCCUUGAAAUCAGCCAGUAAACCACCUUCUAGAACAGCCAGUCUGUCUUCCUUCAAACCUCUAAUUAACUGUCAGGCUAACCUUGUACUUUUACGGGCCCAUUCCUCUUGGUCAUUUCUUUCCUUCACUGUAUCUGGAACUGUGAAUGGCAAGGCCAGUGCUUCUACCUCUCUGUAGAAUCCGAUGGGCUACAUUUGGUGAGGUGAAUUUCUCACACCAAGAGAAACACUGUCCCACAUUGGGAUGGGGGCUUCAUUUCAAACUUUGCUACCCUUGUAUUUUAGCUUUAGCUAAGAAGGCUUUCUGAUUCCAUUCCUUUACUCUCUAGAGGAAAUCUCAGAGUCUCAACUUCCAGAAUCAUUCAAGAUGGGGAUAUUUUCUGAAGACGGAAUGACACAUCCCAUUGUAGUUUCACUGUUGAAACUUAUGGUUCAGAACAUACCUUAGAUAUGCUUUUCAUAACACUACCAAAUUUUCCUACCCAGGGCAUCUCCAUUUCUGCUUAACAGGGACCCAAUAUAGUGGACCACAUCAUGACAUUUUGGGCAACAGUGGACCACAUAUACAACGGUGGUCUCAUAAGAUAAUAAUGGAGCUGAAGAAUUUCUAUCACUUAAUGAUGUCAUAGCUGUUGCAACAUCAUAGCUCAAUGCAUUAUUUACAUGUCUGUGGUGAUGCUGGUAUAAACAAAAUGAUGCUGCCAGUCGUGUAAAAGUAUACAAUUGUGUACAGUACGUAAUACUUAAUAUUGAUAAUAAAUGACUAUGUUACUGGUUUAUGUA
Messenger RNA from Homo sapiens (human), 2770 nucleotides. It is a transcript of the gene DRD3, whose product is annotated as dopamine receptor D3. The transcript has 7 exons. The record is from RefSeq and is marked reviewed. Gene Ontology annotation, molecular function: dopamine neurotransmitter receptor activity; G protein-coupled receptor activity; dopamine neurotransmitter receptor activity, coupled via Gi/Go. NCBI's taxonomy places the organism in Eukaryota, Metazoa, Chordata, Mammalia, Primates, Hominidae. Bases 432 to 1634 code for a protein of 400 amino acids. Gene Ontology annotation, cellular component: membrane; synapse; plasma membrane. Gene Ontology annotation, biological process: adenylate cyclase-modulating G protein-coupled receptor signaling pathway; negative regulation of G protein-coupled receptor signaling pathway; adenylate cyclase-inhibiting dopamine receptor signaling pathway.